Amorphotheca resinae ATCC 22711 is the source of this 1575-nucleotide messenger RNA. RefSeq lists its product as hypothetical. The transcript has 6 exons. Bases 307 to 1311 code for a protein of 334 amino acids. The record is from RefSeq and is a predicted model, not a curated record. NCBI's taxonomy places the organism in Eukaryota, Fungi, Ascomycota, Leotiomycetes, Helotiales, Amorphothecaceae. Gene Ontology annotation, cellular component: endoplasmic reticulum membrane. Gene Ontology annotation, biological process: ceramide catabolic process; ceramide biosynthetic process.
ACCUUAACUCCCUUUGCCUUUGCCUUAUCACUCAUCACCCUCCUUCUCCUUCACCUUCACCUUCACCUUCACCUCCACCUCCACCCUGCCUCCAAGAUGUUUACCUAGGGUAUUCUUUGUCCGUACGACACACUUGAAUUCCGCAAUCGCUGGCCUCUGCAUCCUGAUACUGCCUUCUGCAUUACCCCUCCUGGCUUUGACUGACAUACCGUCCUCCCGCACUUGCAGCGCUCCACAGUCCGAGGUUUCGCGGUGAACCACCCACACGCCCAACAGUAACACAGUUUCGCGCGAUCUUAUAUCACCAUGGGCUUCCACUUGCCAUCUGUGCCAUACCCCCCCACGCGGGAAGGUUUCUGGGCGCCAGUAACGUCUACCAUCAAUUGGUGUGAGGAGGAUUACUAUGCCACGAUCUACAGUGCGGAGAUUGUUAACACGCUCACGAACCUGCUGUUUAUCGCUCUCGGUGUGAAAGGCAUACGGAAUUGCCUUAAAUAUAAACACGACACUGUGUUUUUGGUCGCAUUCAUAGGAUACACCCUGGUAGGCAGUGGCAGUUUUGCGUUCCACAGCACGCUGAAAUAUCCUAUGCAGCUUGUGGACGAGCUUUCCAUGAUCUAUAGCUCAGUCAUAAUGCUGUAUUCUUCCUUCUCUGUCUCACGUUCGGUUUUGUUCCGCCAAGUGCUGGGGUUCUCAUUGGCGUCACUGGCAAUCUUCAUCACGCUAUAUUACCACUACCUGCAAGACCCCGUCUUCCACCAGAACGCCUUUGCUAUGAUUACUAUUCUCGUUGUCGGGCGUUCCGUCUACAUGAUGGAAAUCAACCUUCGACCAUCGCUGAGAAAGAAGUACCCAAACGCUUCGCAUAUUCCCCCGGGGACAUUGUCACCUUCCGAGCAAUUGGCAAAUGAGGAGAGAGACAAGUUAAUAUUAAGAAGGAUGUGGUUGAUGGUGGGUUCCGGGGUCUCCAUAUUCUUAGGGGGCUUCGGAAUAUGGGCUCUGGAUCGAGUAUUCUGCUCAAAUAUACGACGAUGGCGUCACCAGAUUGGAUUGCCAUGGGGAAUCCUUUUGGAAGGACACGGAUGGUGGCACAUCAUGACGGGGAUUGGAUCGUAUUUUUACAUUGUUUGGGCCAUCUGGUUGAGGUACUGCUUGCAUCAGAGCCAGGACAAGUAUGCCCUGAAUUGGCCGAGUGUUUUCUUUUCACUCCCCGAAGUGGUUCUCAUCAAGGAUCUAAAACCAACACCUGGAGUCAACGGUUCUCCAGUUAAGGGUGGAUACACAAAGGGCGAAGAUAGAAAAUCUGUAUAGAACCGGUAUCUCUUGUUUCGCACUCAAUAGACUAAAAAGCAUGGUCUCGUCUAACAAAAUCCAGCGUGGGAGGAAAAAUUGGGCAGUAUUCUUCCGGAAAGGGUUAUCACUAUCUCAUAGAGUUCUGGUAGUUCUCUGUUGGUCUUAUUCCUGAAUAUCCAAGCGUAAGCGCAGUUGCAACAGUAUAUCCGCUAUCUACAUGGUGAUCAACUAUAUAUAGUAUUCGAGAAUAUGAUAAGGUAGCCCGUCCGAAUCAUUCUUCUG